ACACUGCUAGCAGAAGGUGAGGGGAAAAGGAAAAAAAAAAAAAAACGCGCACGGCACAAGAGUCACAGAGUAUAGAGCCAUCGUAAGAGUGAGAGAGCGCCCAGUCGUAGACCGGCCGAACUCGCGGUCGGAUCACACACGCACGUCUUCUCAUUUUCUUUCACCGAUUGAAUUAGUUGAUUUAACUUAUCAAUUGGUUUAUCCCUUCUCCCUACUGUUUGACCUCGCUCAUCUUUUCAACCUGCCACUCGUUGAGAGAAAAAUUGCUGUGGUGGUUUUUGUGGUGAUUCGGCUGACCGUUUCUCUAUUGUCGUGAGUGCGACACUGAAGUGAUCGUGACAUCAUCGUUAUUCUUCUGCUUUGAAUCCAACAACACGAUUUUGAUUUGAUGUGCCAAGUGUCCCGCAACCCAACAACAAAAAUUAUCCCGUGCUGUUUGCAGAUUGCUCUAGUGCCUAAUCCGUCCGUUGAAAUCGCUUAACGCUAGUGACUUGAACGCCGCAACUUGAGGCCAAAGACAAACCGGAAACGAAGGAUCGGAACAAUAUAUACAGUGACACAAAGUGUUGGGUUUUUUUUUUUUUCUGUGUGUGUGUUUUAUUCGAACAAACUAUUCGUCUAUUCGUGAAUGAAAAUGGCUGUCUUCGCUGCCCAACAUCAAUCGGUCGCCUGCGAUACACUCAAAAUGAACCAGCUGUGUAAAGUGUGCGGCGAGCCAGCUGCCGGCUUCCACUUUGGCGCCUUCACCUGCGAGGGAUGCAAGUCGUUUUUCGGCCGAUCUUACAACAAUCUGUCGGUGAUAUCCGAGUGCAAGAAUGGCGGUCAGUGCGUCAUCAACAAGAAGAACCGGACGUCGUGCAAAGCCUGCCGACUGCGCAAGUGCCUCCUGGUGGGCAUGUCCAAGAGCGGCUCCCGCUACGGCCGCCGCUCCAACUGGUUCAAAUUGCACUGCCUAAUGCAGGAGCAAGGGCCCGUCUCUUCCGUCUCCGUCUCUUCCUCGUCGCCCAAUUCCAACGGAAACAACAACAACAACAACAGCAGCAACAACAACAAUGGCUCCAUGUCGAUGGGUGGCAUGGGCAAUAAUCCGUCCCCGAAUUCGUCGGCCGAAUCGAUUGGAGCUCACCAUCAAUCAUCCAGUUUCCAUCAUCACCAUCAACAGGCAUUGCGACGCGCUGGAUUCCAUCAGCAUCACCUGAUGACCGCUGCGGCCAUGGUGGUGGGCGGGCCGGGCGUUCCUUCCAGCAUGUCCAGCAACGAAUCGAAUAAAGACGAUGCCGAAGCUGAAUGCAAAAACUCUUCGGCCUCGCCGUCCGUCAGUUCGCCAGGUUCACCUCACCAUUCAGAUUCUUCGCUGGAGUUGGAUCCAUCUUCGGUAGCCAGCGCUGAGCGCACGAGUGGCAAGCAGAGCAACAACCACCGGGGGCAUCACACCAAUCAUCACAGUAGCUUACAUCAUCACGCUGCACUGGCUGGCCUGGCUGGCCAUCACCACAAUCCUUUCGUCAACGGAUUGAAGCAGCCGUUCAACCCGGCUGAUUUCUUCCCGCCUUUGGGCAUGCCCAUGCUCCCACCUCAUUUGCAAGCGGCAGCAGCUGCUGCCGCGGCCGCCGCAGCCGCCGCCAACCUCCACCACCACCACGGAUUCUAUCCGCCCAACCUUCCGGCGCCCAGGCUCCUCUUCCCUCCUGGUAUGAGCUUCCCGUCGUCGGCCAACUCGCCGCCCAUCAGUCUCAGCGGCAGCGGGUCCAAAUCUCACGGCUCCUCCUCGGCCACGCCCAAUUCAUUGUUGCUGGACGCUGCCAGUGCGAGAGCGGCCAAAAAGUUCAACAUCGAGUCGAUGCUUCACCUUCACCAACAACAACAACAACAACAACAGGAACAGCUGCAAAAGCAACAGCUCUUACGCAAGCGUUCUACCUCGUCCUCGUCGCUGAAGGUGACGCCGCCGCCGUUGCAACAAUCGCCGCUCGAAGAGCAGGACACGCCGAUGGAUCUGUCGGUCAGGAGUUCGUCGGUGGCCAUUAAAGAUGAGAAUCUGUCGGAACAUUCCGAUUGCGCCGCGUCGUAUCUUCGCCUCCAUCACGCCGACUCCGACUACGACAGCAACGAGAGCGACACGCUCAACGACGACGACGACGCCGACAUCGACGACGAUUCGGAUCAUCAAGCAGCUGACGGAAGCAGCGACAUGGAACGGAAGCCUUUUCAUCCGCUAGAUUUGACGCGGAAGUAAAAAAAAAAAAGAAAUAAAAAAAAUGCUAUUAGAUAUUUGUGUAAGCCGAUUUAGAGCCGCUGUAGUACAUGACUGUGCUGUGCCACUCGCUAUGCCCUGGGCGUGGCUUAUUCCCUUGUUUUCCAUUUUUGAGGUUUUUGAUUUUUUUUUUUUUUUUUUUUGUUUUGUUCGUGUCAGGAACUCACUAUACCGACUACUUCUACUGCCCGCCUUCUCGUUAUAUAUAACCAUCCAACCCAAAUUGUUGUCGAUCCUCAAAACACAUUCCGGAAUCGAACAAAAAUAUUAAAAAGAUUCCAAAACAAAAUUCAAUUCCGGAAUCAAUUACAAAAAAGAAAAAAAAAAAAAAAAAAAAAAAAAAAAAAAACGAUUAGAGAUUAAAUGAAUUUUUUUUUUUAUAUCAAACUCCCGGUGGUUUCCGAUUUUCUAUUUGUCAUUCGUGUUUUUUUAAAUGUACGUGUGCAUAUUAUAUUAUCGCAUUUUCAAAAGUGUGCGUAUUAACAUCAGAUUUCCACAGUGGCCAGUUUGUUACGCGCUUUGUUUUCUGUUCCACGGGGUUUUUUUUUUCCCCAUUCGAAAAUCUAAACGACGGUGACAACACAAUCCCCUCCUUUUUUCACGAUAAAGAUUUUCAAUUCGAGGUUGCCAAUAAUUAACGAUUCAGAGAAAAGAUGACUGUGUCUUAUAGAGCCUAAAAUUUAUCAGACGAUAGCACAAUUGUUUGAUGCGAAUGUUUGUUUUGUUGCGUGUCUCAUUUCACAUGUCUAGCUUUAUAUCAUUUUUUCACUUCUAUGCUUUACAUACAGUACAGAGCAGCGGAGCGUUCAUCCAUCGCUGAUGCACGACGAUUCAUUUUUUUUAUUUCGAUGCCAGUGAUCCAUUUUUUUUUUCUUCUUUUCUCUUUCCCUCUGUCGCCCCUCUCUUUUGUCUCGCUUUGUAUUUUGUAAGAGAUGUACAUAGUUUUAUAACAAUUUGUGUGUGCGUUCCGGUGCAGACGAGAUAGACAUAAUUAUAUCUAGGAUUUAUUAUUAUUAUUUUUUUUUUGUUCAUUCCCCCCCUUCCUUUCAAAAGCCUACCUAUCCUCCAUUCCUCUCUUGUAUAUUGUGUUGUUCAGAUUGGUAGGGAAAGUUCAUUAAAAAAAAAAAAAAGCAUUUUUUUUUUUCUCUUUAUUGCCCGGAGAAUUCGACGACUCGCUGUGGGUGGGUUCGACAAAGACGAAAGGGACAUUGAGCCAGUUUGUUUCAGCUAAUGUAUAUCAUUGCCACACAUUCCAUGUCGUAGCGACUCUCUUUUCUAUUAUCGCAGCCAUUUCCUCCUGCCAGUCCCUUUUUUAAUGGAAAAAAAAAAAAAAAUAUCCCGUUUGUGUUUGUUUUUGUUUUUUUCUUGUUGGAAACUUUCAAACAUCUUCCGGGUAUUGUCCGGACGAUUCCGGAAACUGAUGAAUUCAAACCGACCAAAUAAAAUUAAGUGAACGUAAAACACAUUUCACCAUUAAAAACAUAAGAUCGUUAAUAAGACGCAGACCGGAUUGAUAAACAAGAGCUGUGGGAUGAAAAAAAAAGGAAAAAAAAAAAGAAAAAAGAAAAAUACAAAUCCCGAAAAAGGCCAUCAGAUAUAUCACGACAUUCCGAAACCUUUCCCAGUCUGAGGUAUUUCUGCGUACCUGAUAACAAUCGAGGAUUCUUGAGCAAUCACGACCCAACCUCACAUUCACGCUCUCACUUUAAGACACAUCCGGACGCAAACUACAAAUCGGUACGCUUCCCUGCCAAAAAGGCCAAAGGUUUUAUACACCAGCAUCACACCUGCCUUGUCUUACGUCCAUCAAUGUCCCACUCACGCAAAAACUGUCGGUCGUUCUCCUUUUUAUUUAUUUUUUUUUUUUUGAUGUAAGAGAGGAAGGGAAUUCCGAUAACGAAACCGGAAUCAAAAUGUUUGGCUGAAUUGUGUCUCAAGCGUUUCAUCAUUCGGUUGGGGGAAGAUAACACACACACACACACACACACACACACAACAAAAGAAAAAGAGAAUCGAACACCUCCAGUCAUAGAACACACACACACCCGAUGCAAAUUCCCUUUUUUUUUUCUUUUCUUUUCUUUCUCCUCCCACAACUAGUUUGAACGAAGUAUGUUGUAUGUAUGUGAUUUUUUUUUUUUUUUUUACUUGUUUUUCAUGUGCUGUAUACGUCGUCUUAUUUCUUUUGUGGAGGUGGAUUUUGUUUUUGUUCAGCAUUUUUGUUUUUCUUACCCAUAUGACCCGUUUUUUCCAACUGCUCCUCAACUGUUGACCAGAAUCCCGGUGUUUUUUUUUUUUGUUUUUUUUUUUUGUUGCUGCUGCUUUUGGAUUGACUGACGCAAUCCGAAAAAAUUCUAUGAUUUUCUUCGACAAAUAUCGACGCAUAAAAAUCCAACCAAUGCCCCCUCAACAAAAACAUGAAAUGAAAACAAGUGCCGAUAGCUCCACUGUUGAAUGUUCCCAAAGAGAAUUACGAAAUAAUAAUAAACGAUGGCUUCCAUUUUUUAA
Daphnia carinata is the source of this 4762-nucleotide messenger RNA. Its product is annotated as protein embryonic gonad-like. Gene Ontology annotation, biological process: regulation of DNA-templated transcription. NCBI's taxonomy places the organism in Eukaryota, Metazoa, Arthropoda, Branchiopoda, Diplostraca, Daphniidae. Gene Ontology annotation, molecular function: zinc ion binding; sequence-specific DNA binding; DNA-binding transcription factor activity. The record is from RefSeq and is a predicted model, not a curated record.